AUGGACUCUGGGAAAUUACCAUUAAGGAAGUGGUGCUCAAAUUCUCUAUCCAUUAUGAAUCUAAUAGUAAAAAGUGAGCACGACCCCUUAUUCUCAUUAGAAAUUGGAGAUCAAGACACAGUGAUAUCAUUAGGACUAGAAUGGAAACCAUUAGUAGACCAAUUCUUCUUCACUAUAUCAACCGUUACAAGGAAGAAGAGGCUAACCAAGAGAAUGAUACUUUCAGAUUUGAAUAGGAUUUUCGAUCCACUUGGCCUAUUAACACCAGUGCUUGUAAAAGGUAAAAUAUUUCUCCAGCAGAUGUGGGCAACAAAGAUGGGCUGGGACACCCAACUCUUAGAUGAGAUGCAAAAUAAAUGGAUUGGCUUUUACCAAACCCUCGAAUAA
Molecule: messenger RNA, 387 nt
Organism: Macrosiphum euphorbiae (potato aphid)
Lineage: Eukaryota; Metazoa; Arthropoda; Insecta; Hemiptera; Aphididae
Source: the annotation of a GenBank genome assembly